Antechinus flavipes (yellow-footed antechinus) is the source of this 5018-nucleotide messenger RNA. It is a transcript of the gene DENND2B, whose product is annotated as DENN domain containing 2B. Gene Ontology annotation, biological process: positive regulation of ERK1 and ERK2 cascade. The record is from RefSeq and is a predicted model, not a curated record. The transcript has 21 exons. The coding region runs from base 815 to 4249 and encodes 1144 amino acids. NCBI's taxonomy places the organism in Eukaryota, Metazoa, Chordata, Mammalia, Dasyuromorphia, Dasyuridae.
AAAGACAGAAAGAGAGAAAGAAAGAGACAGAACAGAGACAGAAAGAGAAAGAGAGAGAAAGAGACAAAGACAGAGAGAGAGAAAGAAAGAGACAGAAAGAGAGAGAGAGAGAGAGAAAGAAAGAAAAUAAAGUGUGUGUGUUUGUGUGUGUGAGAGAGAUAGAACAGUGUGUGUGAGUGAAAAAGACACUCAGAGAAUAGAAUAUAUAUGUGUGUAUAUAUGUGUUUGUGUGUGUGCAUGAAAAAGCACAGAGUGUAAGAGAGAGGCAGACAGGACUGUGUGAGAGACACAACAGAGUAUAUUUGUGUGUGUGCCCGAGAGAGUAGUGUGUGUGUGUGUGUGUGUGUGUGUGUGUGUACAAGUGAGAGAGAACAGAGUGUGUGAGAAAGAAUAGAAUAUAUGUGUAUGUGUGCAUGAAACAGAACAGUGUGUAUGUAAGAGUGAGACAGAACAGAGUGUGAGAGAGUGAGAGAGACAGUCAGAGAACUCUGUGUGUGUGUGUGUGUGUGUGUGUGUGUGUGUGUGUGUGUGUAAGAGAGAGAGGGAGAGGGCAAAGCGAGCCAGAGGGAGAACAGGGUCUCCAUGACAACUGGCCUGGCCAGCUCGUCGUGCUUGUGCUCACUGGAGCUGGAGGAGCUCUGGAAGGGUCAGAGGAAGGAGCUGUGGGAAGCACGCAGCAGGUAUCGGAGCUCAGCGAGCGGAUUUGGGGGCCCGGGCUCCCCGGCCUGAGCUUGGCGUGAGCGCACCCCGCUGAGGAUGGAGUGGGCAGGAAAGCCCCGGGAGUUUCAGGGACUUGGAUUCACGGAGAGCCGAAAUGACCAUGACUGCCAACAAGAAUGCCAGCAUCACCCACGGAGCUGGAGGCACUAAACCCCCCCGGGAGACCCUGGGCCGGUCUCAGUCGGUUUCUCCACCUCCGGUCCUCUCCCCGCCAAGAAGCCCCUCCUGCCCGCUCAGCCACAGCGAAACCUCGGCCAGCAGCUCCCCCGCCGGCCCCGGCUCCCAGCUGGUCCUCAGGGACUGGAGCCCCCAGGCCGCCUCUCCCGACAGCCCCCCGGAGCUGCCCGCGGACGGCCGGCCCAGUCAUCCCGCCAAGGCCGCCAGCCUCGGCAGCUCGGACAGCAGACUCUCGGGGCCCACGGGCCGGAAGGCGAGCCCCCUCGGGGAGGCCCGGAAUGGCGAGGAGGUAGCCGGCCGCCCGCCCCUCGCCCACAGCGCGCCGUCCCUGGGCCCCUCGGCCUGCCUGCGGAGCGUCCCGCGGGGCCGGCCCGGCACCCGCAGCCUGGGCAUCCGGGAGAAGAUCUCAGCAUGGGAAGGCCGCCGAGAGGCCUCGCCCAGAAUGAGUGCGUUCGGGGAGAAGCGGGAGGGCCCCAAGAGUGAGCGGGCGGCCAGCGAGGGCUGCCCCAGCGUGCUGCCCUCCCCGUGCAGCUCCGACAAGACCUUUGACUUCAAGGGCCUCCGGAGGAUGAGCAGGACCUUCUCCGAGUGCUCGUACCCCGAGACGGAGGAGGAGGGGGAGCCGCUCCCGGAGCGGGACCCCUGCCACCGGCCGGACAAGCGGGCGAGCCGCAGCGAGCCCGGCGCCUUCCUCAAGGGCCACGGCCGCAAGGAGAGCUCGGCCGUGCUGAGCCGCAUCCAGAAGAUUGAGCAGGCCCUGAAGGAGCAGCCCGGCCGGGGGCUCCCCCAGCUCCCCAGCAGCUGCUACAGCGUGGAUCGGGGGAGGAGGAAGACCACCCCCGUGGGCACCUUGGGCACCUUGGAGGAGUCCGCAGGGGGCGGCGGCCGUGGAGCGGGGGCUCCCGGGACGGGGGGUGAGGCGGGCCCGCCCCCGGAGAGCCAGGGGAGCGGCCUCGGCAAGCUAGAGCCCCCCCGAAGCAGCCCCAUCCCCAAGGUGCUUCCCGAGAGUCCCCCCGACCCAGACGUGAACCCCGUCCCGAAACCCAAGCGCACCUUCGAGUAUGAGGCUGACAAGACCCCCAAGAGUAAGCCGAGCAACGGACUACCUCCUUCUCCCACGCCUGCUGCUCCCCCGCCCCUGCCCUCCACCCCGGCCCCCCCGGUCACCAGGAGGGGCAAGAAGGACUCACGCUUCCACCGCAAGUCCCAGAGCAGCCAGAUCAGAGGAGAGAAAUCACAGAGGGUUGUCAAGGAAUGGUGGUCCCUAAUAUAUAAAAGAAAAUCCUUUGAGUUUGAGGAUGCGUCCAGUCUCCAGUCCCUGUACCCCUCCUCCCCCACCGAGAACGGUACUGAGAACCAGCACAAAUUUGGAUCCAAGAGCACUUUAGAGGAGAAUGCCUAUGAGGACAUUGUGGGAGAUGUGCCCAAAGAGAAUCCAUAUGAGGAUGUGGACUUAAAGGGCCGGCGGGCAGGACGCAAGUCCCAGCAGCUGUCCGAGAACUCCCUAGACGCUUUGCACAGGAUGUGGACUCCCCAGGAGAGGAAGUACAGCAACCCGCCCCCCCAGCUCUCCCUGAAAUCCGGCACUCAGUCCUUGCGCGUCGGGAAUUGGUCCGAGAGGAAGGGCCACCGGUUGCCACGGUUACCCAAGAGACACAGCCACGAUGACAUGCUGCUGUUGGCCCAGCUGAGCUUGCCUUCCUCGCCGUCCAGCCUUAACGAAGACAGCCUGAGCACCACCAGCGAGCUGCUCUCCAGCCGCCGUGCCCGCCGAAUCCCCAAGCUGGUUCAGAGGAUCAAUUCCAUCUAUAACGCCAAGAGGGGCAAGAAGAGGUUAAAGAAGCUGUCCAUGUCGAGCAUCGAGACGGCGUCCCUGAGAGACGAGAACAGCGAGAGCGAGAGCGACUCCGACGACCGAUUUAAAGCUCACACCCAGCGCCUGGUGCACAUCCAGUCCAUGCUGAAGCGGGCGCCCAGCUACCGGACGCUAGAGCUGGAGCUGAUCGAGUGGCAGGAGCGGGAGCUGUUUGAGUACUUCGUGGUGGUGUCCUUGAAGAAGAAGCCGUCCAGAAACACCUACCUCCCCGAGGUCUCCUACCAGUUCCCCAAGCUGGACAGACCCACCAAGCAGAUGCGGGAGGCCGAGGAGCGGCUCAAGGCCAUCCCCCAGUUCUGCUUCCCCGAUGCCAAGGACUGGCUUCCUGUCUCCGAUUACAGCAGCGAGACCUUCUCUUUCAUGCUCACGGGCGAGGACGGCAGCCGGAGGUUCGGCUACUGCAGGCGGUUACUGCCAAGUGGAAAAGGUCCUCGCCUCCCCGAGGUGUACUGUGUCAUCAGCCGCCUUGGCUGCUUCGGCUUGUUUUCCAAGAUCCUUGACGAGGUGGAGCGACGGCGGGGGAUCUCGGCCGCCCUGGUGUACCCCUUCAUGAGAAGUCUCAUGGAGUCGCCCUUUCCUGCCCCAGGAAAAACCAUCAAAGUGAAGACCUUCCUGCCUGGAUCAGGAAACGAGGUACUGGAGCUGCGACGGCCCACGGACUCGCGCCUGGAACACGUAGACUUUGAGUGUCUGUUCACCUGCCUCAGCGUGCGCCAGCUCAUCCGUAUCUUUGCCUCGCUGUUAUUGGAGCGACGUGUGAUCUUUGUUGCUGACAAGCUCAGCACCCUGUCCAGCUGUUCCCACGCAGUGGUCGCCCUGCUCUACCCCUUCUCCUGGCAGCACACCUUCAUCCCUGUGCUCCCGGCCUCCAUGAUCGACAUCGUCUGCUGCCCCACCCCUUUUCUGGUGGGGCUGCUCUCCAGUUCCCUCCCCAAACUGAAGGAGCUGCCUGUGGAGGAGGCCCUGAUGGUGAAUCUGGGAUCUGAUCGGUUCAUCCGACAGAUGGACGAUGAGGACACAUUGUUGCCUAGGAAGUUACAAGCAGCUCUGGAGCAGGCUCUGGAGAGAAAGAAUGAACUGAUCUCCCAGGACUCCGACAGUGACUCCGAUGAUGAAUGUAAUACCCUUAAUGGGCUGGUGUCUGAAGUGUUUAUUCGUUUUUUUGUGGAGACCAUCGGCCACUACUCUCUGUUCCUAACUCAGAAUGAGAAGGGGGAAAGAGCCUUCCAGCGGGAGGCCUUCCGGAAGUCCGUGGCCUCUAAGAGCAUCCGCCGUUUCCUGGAGGUUUUCAUGGAGUCCCAGAUGUUCGCCGGUUUCAUCCAGGACAGAGAGCUGAGAAAGUGCCGGGCCAAGGGCCUGUUUGAGCAGCGAGUGGAGCAGUAUUUAGAAGAACUCCCCGAUACGGAGCAGAGUGGGAUGAAUAAAUUUCUUCGAGGCCUGGGCAACAAAAUGAAGUUCCUUCACAAGAAGAAUUAGACCCUCUCACGGCCAGGAGACUGUUUCUCAGAUUGAGCAGAGAGCCUGGUGUCUACAGAGUGAGGGGCAGCAGAGAUGGGGUCCCCCUCCCCAGCUGCUGGCACAGAGUUCCUGCCUCCUACCCCUGCCGACCACAGCUGCCGAGCCCCACCCGCGUGCAGGACGGCCCGGGAUGUGUGUUUGUAAAUAAUCUGCCGCAAGCUUUAGGAGCUGGCUUUGUGAGGAGCAAGGAGAACGGUGUUAAAUAUUUGUAUAUUCCCGGGAAGACCGGGCCAUAGCAUGGAUCAAAUUUUGCUUGAUGCCGACGAUUGGCCACUUAUGUGCAACUGACUGUCUCAGCCGAACCACUGACCCUUCCCUCCGAGGAGUCUGUCCCGGGGCCCAGAACUGGGGCAGAGGGAUUUGGAUGCCUGAGGCUCCUGGUCUUGGGCUCCGGAGGGCAGGGAAGCCAUUUCAUUGGUGCAAGAGGACUGGUUUUUAUCUUUCAGAGUUUCUAUUUUUCUCUAGUUUUCUCUCUCUCUCAUUUGGAAAUACCAAGGCCAGCCAGGCCGCCUGUGCAGCAAGGUACUCGGCUCCUAGAUGCUCACCCUCGUGUCCCCCAGCCUUCCUCUACUCCAAAUGAUGAUCAGUGAGCUGUUGGGAGCCCCCCCACCUCUCCGCAGUCCGACUGCUGGACCCCAGCUGGCCCGCAGCAAUGGCGACUUGGUACAGCGCAUUCAUUCUCUGCAGUGUACGGGUGUUCCCAAUAAAUGGUGUACAGUUGUCUGGG